This is a messenger RNA of Rhincodon typus (whale shark), 1642 nucleotides long. RefSeq names its product 3-hydroxy-3-methylglutaryl-CoA lyase (gene hmgcl). The coding region runs from base 245 to 763 and encodes 172 amino acids. NCBI's taxonomy places the organism in Eukaryota, Metazoa, Chordata, Chondrichthyes, Orectolobiformes, Rhincodontidae. The transcript has 5 exons. The record is from RefSeq and is a predicted model, not a curated record. Gene Ontology annotation, biological process: L-leucine catabolic process; ketone body biosynthetic process. Gene Ontology annotation, molecular function: hydroxymethylglutaryl-CoA lyase activity.
CUGCUGCAAAACAUGUGACCAUUGACAUUUGAGCUUCAGACAGUCCCAAGUCCAAAGUAAAUACCUAAUUAAAUGUGGACAUUCAGCAUGUGAACAAAUUACUCUGUUUAGGGAUUGAUCUGCACAAAAUUGCAGCCAGUUCCAUCCUUCUCUUUUUGGACAGGAUGAAUUAGAACAUCAAAGCUUUCAGUGAAGAUGUGUAUAAGAAGGAUAUGAAGGGAUCCUAUCAACCUUCUGUUGUAUUAUGAUAUUUUCCUCACACAAACCGGACUGGAUGAAAAGAUAUGUGUCCUGUGUCCUUGGCUGUCCUUAUGAAGGAAAUAUCUCCCCAACUAAAGUUGCAGAGGUGGCCAAGAAACUCUAUUCCAUGGGUUGUUAUGAGAUAUCCCUGGGGGAUACCAUUGGUGUAGGAACACCAGGCAGCAUGCGAGAAAUGCUGACAGCUGUAAUCAAGGAGAUUCCAGUCAGUGCAUUAGCUGUACAUUGUCAUGAUACUUAUGGCCAGGCUCUUGUCAAUAUUUUUGCAGCAUUACAGAUGGGAAUUUCAACAGUGGACUCAUCAAUAGCUGGCUUGGGUGGCUGUCCUUAUGCACAAGGUGCAUCUGGAAAUGUGGCAACUGAGGAUGUAGUGUACAUGUUGAAUGGGCUGGGAAUUCACACUGGAGUGGAUCUGCAUAAGUUAUUGGACGCUGGUGGAUAUAUCUGCAGAGCCCUAAAUAGGAAAACCAGCUCUAAAGUUGCUCAGGCUUCUUGCAAAUUGUAGUAAUCAGUAAACUGUUAUAUACGACUGAAUGGAUGGAAGAAUAGACAAGUACUGUAAACAUUUUCCACCCUACACUUCCCUGUUGUAAUUCCUGAGUGUAAUAUUGGGCUGAUUCUGAAACGUAUUUGUUUAAUCACUUGUUUCUCUUAAAGACCUUCAAACAUCAUCUGUUCAUUAUCUGUGCUUUUUCCCAAAAUGCCCCUUGUAAUUACCUAAAGAUUUUCCUUCCAUAUUCCAAGUUGUUUCAUCUCUUGCACUUAAGGUCAACAACCGAGUGCUUUUGCAAAGGCUGUACUGAGCUAACUCCUUUCUGGAUGGCAUGGUGGCUCAGUGAUUAGCACUGUUGCCUCACAGCACCAGGGACCUGGAUUUGAUUCCAGCCUUGGGUGACUGUCUGUCUGGAGUUUGUAUGUUCUCCCCACGUCUGUGUAGGUUUCUGCUGUGUGCUCCAGGUUCCUCCCACAGUCUAAAGAUGGUGCAGGUUAGGUAGAUUGUCCCGAUGUGCAGGCUAGAUGGAUUAACGAUGGUAAAAUGGGGUUUUGGGGAUAGGGGCUGGGGCUGGGGCUGGGCCUGGGCCUGGGUGGGAUGCUCAUCGAAGGGUCAUUGCAUACUCGAUGGGUCGAAUGGCCUUUUUCUGCACUAAGGAUUCAGUGAUUCUACGCCAAAUGUGUAAAGUUAUCAGAAAAUUUUCACAUGUAUUUUAGAUUCUGAAAGUAUUGAUAUUUUUCAUUGAUCCAAUUCUCAAUAAUUUUCCUCUUGAUCCAAAAAUAAAAUUCUCAAAGCAUUUCUGUAUUUUCAGAGUUGACUGUAGUAAUUUUUCUAAAGUUAUAAAUGAAUGAGGAAACUGAAGAAAAUUAAACAAAUAUUGUUAUAUUUUAA